This is a messenger RNA of Lathyrus oleraceus (garden pea), 945 nucleotides long. RefSeq lists its product as uncharacterized. The transcript is spliced from 2 exons. Gene Ontology annotation, biological process: DNA integration. The coding region runs from base 1 to 945 and encodes 314 amino acids. The record is from RefSeq and is a predicted model, not a curated record. Lineage: Eukaryota; Viridiplantae; Streptophyta; Magnoliopsida; Fabales; Fabaceae. Gene Ontology annotation, molecular function: nucleic acid binding.
AUGGACUUCGUCACUCACCUACCUUCCUCUCAUGGCAAAACAGUAAUCUGGGUCGUUGUUGAUAGAUUCUCCAAGUAUGCCCAUUUCCUUCCACUGCCCCCAAAAUUCACUGCUGCAAGCAUAGCUCCAAUUUUCAUUGCUGAGAUCUACAAGUUACAUGGAAUGCCAAAAUCAAUUGUGAGUGAUAGAGAUAAGGUGUUUACAAGUCGGUUCUGGAAAGAAUUGUUCAAAAUUAGUGGAACAUCUCAUGUUACAGGGGUGGAUGAACUCGUUUCGCAGAGACAGAGCAUGCUGAAUAUCAUCAAAGAAAAUCUUACCAAAGCACAGCUUCGCUUGCGUUCCCAAGCUGACUCGCAUAGGCAGGAGCGCAUAUUUAUGGAAGGAGAGUGGGUGUGGCUGAAGCUACAACCUUAUCGCCAAUCGUCACCCCGGGAUCAGACUUCUCCCAAAUUGGCUAAACGAUUUUUUGGCCCAUACCAAAUCAAAAGAGUAAUUGGUACAAUUACUUAUGAAUUGAUGUUGCCACCGGAAUCUCGCGUACACCCCGUUUUCCAUGUUUCCAAACUGAAGCCGUUUCAUGGUUCCCCUCCUCUCAACACACCACCGCUGGAUACUACUGUUACGGAAACGAUGGUUCAAUUACAACCAUCUCAGGUUUUGGGACGUCGUACCAUUCACUCUCUAAUCGGUCAUAUUACUCAACUUCUGGCUCAGUGGGUCGGAUUACCCGCUCUAGAGGCAACAUGGGAAGAUUACACCACUUUGGUCCAAAACUACCCAAACCUGAACCUUGAGGACAAGGUUCUCUCUGAUGGGGUUGGCAAUGAUACAAAUAUGCAAGGCCCAAUAUCUACAAUUGGACCCAAUGAUAGUGAGCCUCAGUCCACUAGGGGGAAAAGAGUUAGAAAAGAGCCCAAAUGGUUGGAAGAAUACUCUAGGAAAUGA